AUGCUUUGGUUAGGCAUGCCGGGAAUCGGUCGUCGGCGUUUGCACGUUUGUCUGACAUUGGUGAUCUGCGCGUUGUGGGUCGUCGACACCAUCGACGCGGCCACUGCGGAAAACGCCAAGGACGCGUGGACCGGAUUCUCGACGUCGUGCGUGACGGACGACUCGAAGAACGCUUCGGUCUCUUGCCACGGAGUGCGAAUCGUACGGAAGAUCGUACAGCAGUUUUUGGAGAACACCAUGAAGGAGCGGAACAUCGAGCUAUUCGACGGCGUGUCCUUGGUCGAGAUACCCGGCUCCGUUCGGAAAGCCCGAGUGUUGAAGGGUUUCGGGAGUCUCGGGCCUUUCGUUCAAUCUGAAGGUAGAGAACUCAGAGUCAAGCUGCCGUCCUUAUUGCCCCCGAAUAUGGAGUCUGCGUUGAGGGAGAGCUUGCCUUCCGAUUCCGAAGCGAGGAAGGACGGCGGAGGUUUAGGCGGUUUAGGUGGCGGCAAAGGUGGCAAGAAAGGCGGCGGCGGCGGACUCAUUUUAAUGGCUCUUAUGAUGGGUAAGAUGAUGGCCGCGAUGGGCUUCGGCGCUUUGGGUCUUUUGGCCAUGAAGGCGUUGAUGGUUUCGGCCAUGGCCUUGAUGCUGUCACUGAUCAUAGCCGUGAAGAAACUGGCGGGUGGUCACGAGGAUCAUGGUCACCAUGUUGUUUACGCCCAAGAAGUUGGCCAUCAUCAUCGUAAGAAGAGAUCAAUCGAUGACGACGACGCCACGCUGUUGCCUUACAGAGGAUACGCCAAUCUUUACGCUAACUUGCGAACAUCCUGA
Molecule: messenger RNA, 807 nt
Organism: Nylanderia fulva
Lineage: Eukaryota; Metazoa; Arthropoda; Insecta; Hymenoptera; Formicidae
Cellular component (GO): membrane
Source: RefSeq, a predicted model, not a curated record